AUGAUCCCUACUACAAUUGUAAUGGCGAAUUGUAACGUUAUUUCAGACUGCAACCUCUGCGAGCAGUGUCUGCCACUAUCGACGUCUCCAUCAAUGUGGCCGUCCAACUCGUCGUUGCUGUCGUCGUUGCCGUCAACGCCAGCGUCUUCUUCCUUCACCUAUGAUGAGCCCCAGCUAUUAAAGAAGUAUGUGGCCGUGGCUGUCAUCGUUACCUCAAUUGCGUCUCUAAUCGUGGGAUUUUUAGUAGGCGCCUUCUUUACCAGGCGCAGAAUGCUGGGGGCGAACGCACUGACCACGAGCAACAACAGCAACAACAGCACGAUUCGCUUCUACAGCAGCGGCGGCAACAACAACAACAACCACAGCAACGACGUCGGUGGCGAUUACGACGGCGAUGCCGACGGGCGAUAUUACGCGAAAGCCUACUGCGACGACAGCGUUGGCGUCACCUUCUGCACCGUGCCCAGCCUCGCUAACGUCGAUCGCAAAUCGGAGAACUAUUACGAGUCGUCAUUUCCGCUGCCCGCUCUCUCUCGCAAGGCUGCUGCCAGCCACUCGUCCGAAGCGACAUCCCUCCAACAAUCGUCCACGUCAUCAACACCGAUGACGUCAUCAACAGCGACUACGUCAUCAAAUACCGCAUCAAAAUUUACGUUGAUACCGUCUAGAUACACAAUAGGCAAGAAGGACAGUCAUGAAAACUUCGGCCUUGACAUUCAGCGACAACAACAACAACCGCAGCAAGACCAACAUCAGAUCACACGAACGUCAACGUUAAUAUCAUCGUCGUCGCCUCCAGCGACAUCAACAGCAACAGCAGAAGCAGCAGCGGCCACAUCAAAAUACGACGACACCACAACAGCCACACAACAGCCACCACCUACUUCACCGCACGACCUCUUCUCGACAUCAUUCUGGACAAAAUCAACAGAACUCCCACCAAUAUCGUUUGAUAUCACAGUAGCAGCAACAACAUCUACCACAGCAGCUGCUGAUAGUAGCAUAGCAGCAGCUGGUAGCAGCCUAGCCACAGCUGAUAGCAGCUUAGCAGCAGCAACAACAGCCACAAAUCUAAAACCGUCAACAUCGAUAAAGAAACGCGAUUCGUUCGUGCAACAAGUGCGAAACAACAAAUUCAUUAACAACUCAGUUAAAAGGGUCAGAUCUUUUCUGACACCUGGCGACCAAGAACAGCUGUAAAAAUAUAAAUAAUUAUAUUAUUUAUUAUUAUAAUAAUAAUUAGUAUUAUUAUUUUAGCUAUUUAUUUAUUUUUAUAUUUAUAUAAUAUCAAUUUUAUCUUCUAUUUUUUUGAACAUAAUUUUAAAUCCUCUUUGCGUGUAAAUAGACUAAUUUGUAAUCUGUACAGAGAAACUUUUUAUGUAUAUUUAAUGAAUAAAAAAUUUUUU
Molecule: messenger RNA, 1406 nt
Organism: Helobdella robusta
Lineage: Eukaryota; Metazoa; Annelida; Clitellata; Rhynchobdellida; Glossiphoniidae
Exons: 3
Coding region: 1-1200 (399 amino acids)
Source: RefSeq, a predicted model, not a curated record